Heterotrigona itama is the source of this 2194-nucleotide messenger RNA. NCBI's taxonomy places the organism in Eukaryota, Metazoa, Arthropoda, Insecta, Hymenoptera, Apidae. The record is from the annotation of a GenBank genome assembly.
UACAGAUUUCGAGAUGUCGGCAGGAAAGAUUUUUCUAGUACUUCCCUUAUUACUUGUGGUACUUAUCUAUACGACAGGUAAACGCAUUAUUUGUUUCGCAAACAAACAUAUUGAUGAAGCUAUAGAAAAGCAUUUUUAAUGUUCGAACAAGAAACUUAUAGCGAAAAGCACAGUGAUCACAGUAUUUCACAUAAAUCACAUAAAUCCUUUUUUAUUAUCGUUAAUAUUAAAUUAGUAUUAAAUGUUUAGAAUUAGUAAUAUGUAUUUUUAACGUACUUUAAUGUUCAAGAUUUACGUGAAUUUUUCAUACUGCUCUUCAUUGUAAAUGGGAUAUAAAAUAAAUAAUGUGAUUUCCAAAAGUUUCAGCAGAUCAACCUCCUAGAAUAGUCUGUUACUUCAGUAACUGGGCGAUUUAUCGUCCGGAUGUCGGCAGUUACAAAGUAGAUGAUAUUCCGGCUGAUUUGUGUACCCAUCUCAUUUACUCCUUUAUCGGGGUUAGCAAUGUCACUUGGGAGGUGCUUGUCUUGGAUCCAGAACUGGACAUUGAUAAAGGCAAUUUCUUAGCCUUCACCAAUCUCAAAUCUAAGUAUCCUCAUUUAAAAACCUCCGUGGCUAUUGGUGGCUGGGGAGAAGGUGGCAGAAAAUACAGCGCCCUGGUCAGCUCAAAAGAAAGGCGCGAUACUUUCAUCAAAAGCAUAAUUGAAUUCAUAGAUAAAUAUGGUUUUGACGGUUUGGAUCUUGAUUGGGAAUAUCCUGGCGCCUCUGACAGAGGUGGCAAAUUCUCCGACAAGGACAACUUCUUCUACUUUGUCGAAGAAUUGAGACGUGCGUUUAACAAAGAGCACAAAGGAUGGGAGCUGACGAUUGCGGUGCCAUUGGCAAAAUUCCGACUAGACGAAGGAUACCACGUGCCAGAACUAUGCAAACUUAUGGAUGCCGUCCAUGUAAUGGCUUAUGAUCUUCGUGGCAACUGGGCUGGAUUCGCUGAUGUACACAGUCCACUUUAUCGUCGACCGCACGAUCAAUGGGCGUACGAGAAAUUGAAUGUGAACGAUGGUCUUCGACUUUGGGAGGAAAAAGGCUGUCCUGCUAAAAAACUGAUCGUUGGAAUUCCAUUAUAUGGACGUACAUUCACCCUCAGUUCAAGUAACACCAAUUACGAGCCAGGCACUUACAUUAACAAAGAGGCUGGAGGUGGUAAUCCUGGGAACUACACGCAAGCUAAGGGAUUCCUUUCUUAUUACGAAGAACACAGUGGGUUGGUUACGAAAACGAGGAAAGUGUGAAACACAAAAUCGAUUUCUUAAAGAAAUCUGGAUAUGGUGGUGCCAUGGUUUGGGCGAUCGACAUGGACGAUUUUCAAGGACUUUGCGGUCAUAAUAAUCCUUUGAUGAAUAUUAUUUACCAAGACUUGAAAGGAUAUAAAGUAACAAACAAAGACUUCCAUACCACUCCUACACCUGAUUGGGCAAAACCACCAAGUACCACAUCGUCAGAUGAUAUUCAGACUACUCGAAGUACUGAAUCUACUGCUCAAUCUACUCCAUCAAUGAACAAUCCUAUUCAAAGUACUCAAUCUACUUCACCUACGAAACAGCCUGCUCAUCAAUCUACCUCAUCUACUUCUUGCACUGCGGGAGAGGUAGAUAAAUCCGAAUCUACUCAACAGCCGAUAAAUGAUGGUGGCGGAGCGGAGAAUAUCAAUUGUGAAAGUGCUAAUAAAUUCAUUCCGUCGAAAGACUGCCAGAUUUAUUACGAAUGUGCUCACGGAAUACCAGUGAAGUUCACAUGCCCCAACAACUUAAUUUGGAACACAAAGGAUAAUAUUUGUGAUUGGCCGUUCAAUGCUGAUCGAGAAGAGUGCCGAUUAAAAUAAAAUUCAGAGAUUAAGACGCAUUAAAAGAAAGAACUUGACCGUGAUAUUUGAAUGUGGGCCAAAUAAUCGCUUCAUCUUGCUACCGAAUAUGUGAUAUGCAGAAAAUUACGACUAUGUACUAUUUUAUUCAUUCAUUUAUCAUAAUCAUAUCAUGUUGUAAGACAUGUCUGACGAUGAACAUUCAAUAAACAUCACGGUAUUUAUAAAAACAAUUUAAAAAUAUUAUGUUGUAUCAUUGAUUAACUAAGAUAAAUUAGACAUCUAAUGCUUAUUUCAAUCAAUUUUUCCUAAUAUUUUUAAAUAGAUGUUAAUAGUCAA